UUCUUCUGUUCCUUUUCCUGUAUUCUACAAGUUCAUAUCCCAGUAUCUCUUUGAAUCCCCCUCACUACCCCACUUCCCUACCCCCUACUGAUUCUUUUGCCUUUAUAAACCCCACUGAACCAACGUCCCUUUUAUAAUAGACCUCCCCUUUUCAUAUAUUCAUAUAGUCCUUGUUGAUUUAAUAAACAGUAACUUUGAACUCUCUGAGGAGUCCAUUGUGAGGUCAAUCUCCAAUAUUCUACAGUCCCCAAAAUGGAUGAGAGCAAUUAUUACUUCAUGAAUAGGGGCCACAUUCCUGCAUUUGGUAGCUGGGACUGUAACAAUGAUUUCCCAAUUCCUUUCACUCAGUGCUUUGAAUCUGCUAGACAAGCUGGGUUGCUCAGAUACAGCUACUCUGAUGACCGUGAUUUGUAUGUCGCCGGAGAUCUAUACCAGAAUGAUAUCCUCACUCCAGCCAUGAUCGUCGUCCCUCGUCGUAAGAGAAAAGCAAGUAUUACUAAUGAAGGUGUUGGAAAAGCAAGAAAAGAGGGGUGGGUGGUGUGCAAUUGUGAAUAUGAUGAAGAGAAAAGAGACACAAGCACUGUUCCACCAUCUCCACCUCCACCUAGAAGAGCACCCAAAGCAGUAGAUGAAGAUCUCUACAAGAUUUCCCCUCAAUUGCUCCACUCUAAGCCUACAAGGAAAGGUGUUAGGGGAUUCUUUUCGAGCUGCUUGCUGCCAACUUGUGCUUCUUGAUCCUCAAAUAAGAGAAGAUUGACAACAUAUAUAGGACUAGUAGUGUCGUAUUAAUAGUUGGUUUGUGUCUAUAUUAGAACUUAUUAAUUUAGUGUUUGGAGUAUUUUCUUGGGUUUUUAGCAGUAAAUUGGCUUUAUAAACAGAAAGAUUUUGGCCAGCCCAAGAAAAACAAAUAUCCAUCAUUAGCUUAUCAUGGUGAAAAUUAAGAGAAUUCUUUCUCUACUCUAUUGCUAGUAUGUUCCCCUUUGGAAGUA
Solanum stenotomum is the source of this 989-nucleotide messenger RNA. RefSeq lists its product as uncharacterized. The coding region runs from base 253 to 735 and encodes 160 amino acids. The transcript is spliced from 4 exons. The record is from RefSeq and is a predicted model, not a curated record. NCBI's taxonomy places the organism in Eukaryota, Viridiplantae, Streptophyta, Magnoliopsida, Solanales, Solanaceae.